GGGGUGGAAGCGUCGCGGCUGGAAGAGAGAAAGAAGUAGUUUAGGGCUGGAUCAGACAUUAAGGGAUCAAGACAAAGAGCAGAAACAAUGCUCCUUCGUGUUAUUGUUAUAUUUUCCUUCAUAUCAAAUUCUUUACAAGUAGAAGAUAAUCAGAUAAAACCACCUUGCUGUGGCACCCCUGGAAUUCCUGGGGUUCCCGGGAUACCUGGCAAUGCAGGAUCAUCAGGAAGAGAUGGUCGAGAUGGUAGAGAUGGACCACCAGGGAUAAGUGGAUUCCAAGGAGACCCUGGGGACCCAGGAGUUCCUGGAGCCAGGGGCCAACCAGGUGAUGCCGGGACCCCUGGUCCACAAGGAGAGAGGGGCAAGCAAGGAGAGUGUGCAGUUUCUCCCCGUUCUGCUUUCAGUGCCAAGCUUUCUCAGUCGCGGAGUCCUCCUAUUCCCGGACAACCGGUCCCAUUUGGGAAAGUUCUUACCAAUGAACAAGGGCAUUACAACCCAGAAACUGGUCGUUUUAAAUGUGUCGUCCCUGGACUGUACUAUUUUUCUCUCCAUGGCACAGUAUACCGUGGAAAUCUUCAUGCGCAGCUGAUGAAGAACGGACACUCCCAGGCCUCUUUUUUCCAGCCAGGGGAUGCAGCAAAGCCGGGAGGGUUGUGUGGGGGGGCGGCAUUUCACUUAGAGCCUGGUGAUGAGGUGUGGGUACAGCUGGGAGACUAUCCGGGUCUUUAUUCCAGUAGUGGCACAGACAGCGUAUUCACCGGAUUUCUGAUCUAUUCCGACUGGGAACCAAAUCCCGUCUUCCGCCCUUUGACGGUAGACGAUCAUAAAACAGUGUAACAUAAGAUUAUCAGAUGAAAUGCCGGUGGUUGGCGUUUCGUUGCGUUAUAAGUGAAGUAUAAAAAGACACAUACGUUGUAGUUAAUACAUUUAAAGGGAUUGUCCAACCCUAUGAAUUAAAAAACAAAAAAACCUGCAGAUCCCAUGAGGAAGCUUCCCUGGUGCCUCAUGGGUCUUUGUUCCUUUAGCUCCAGCG
Molecule: messenger RNA, 1033 nt
Organism: Bufo bufo (common toad)
Lineage: Eukaryota; Metazoa; Chordata; Amphibia; Anura; Bufonidae
Gene: C1QTNF5
Product: C1q and TNF related 5
Exons: 3
Coding region: 88-837 (249 amino acids)
Molecular function (GO): protein binding
Source: RefSeq, a predicted model, not a curated record